Molecule: messenger RNA, 2612 nt
Organism: Seminavis robusta
Lineage: Eukaryota; Bacillariophyta; Bacillariophyceae; Naviculales; Naviculaceae
Source: the annotation of a GenBank genome assembly
UUCCCCGAGUUCGGUUUUGUCAAGCGUUGAAUGCUUCCCGUUUCCCCAAAGGAUCUUGCUUGAUUGUUGCUUGGCACAUUGGCACCACUUGAAAAUCAUUGAGUGCAAAGGAUCUCGGCAGGGUAAUAGUUGCGUUUCAAUAAUAAUUACAGAACAACACACCAUGAUGAUGUAUCUACGAGGAGGAAUCCGACCAGCAGCAGCCAGAAUGCUCCUCCACAGGAGACCGCUGUCUUUUCUCUGUUCGAGAGCUGCUUCUCCUUUGGCCACAAGCUCCUCGAGUUUUUCUCUUUCCACAAGACCAACGACUGCAUCUUCGGCAUGUACCGGUACCAUCCGCAGCAGCAGCAGGAUCCGCCAAUUGGCGCUUCAGAUUGUGGUGGGACAACGACAGCGUCGAUUAUUUUCUACCAUCAGCAAUAAUAGCAGUGGUUCUGUAAAAGAAUUACCCGUCAAAAUCUUGUACGGCACGCAAGGUGGGACGGCACAACUCUUUGCCAUGCAAUUGGCCGAAGCCUUGGAGGAGGUGGCACCAGACAUUGAAGUCACCAUUGAAGGACUACACGAAAAUUCACCCGAUAGUGUACUACAACCUGGUCAAGCGCUUCAUGUGCUCUUGUCCUCGACGGCGGGAGUGGGAGAGCCACCCGAUAAUGCCCGAGAUUUUUGGAAGUGGUUGUCAUCACAGGAGAGUGACAACCUCAAAGGAGUCGAUUUUUGUGUCUUUGGAUUGGGGAAUCAAAAGGCACAUCCCAAUCAUUACAAUGUCAUUGGAAAAGGAUUGGAUAAAAAACUACACAAACUAGGUGCCAACCGAGUCUUUGCACUAGGACUUGGGGACGACGGAGACUGCCUAGAAGAUGAUUAUGAUACCUGGAUGGAAUCCUUUCUACAGGCUGUCUAUAAAGGAGGAGGAGACAGUGAGGAAAAGGUAAAAGGUGACGCAUCAGCAAACGAAACAACGGCAACUCAACCACCAGCACCUGCCAGUUCGGUGGUUGUGGAGGAUCCUACCGUUACAAUGCAAGCUUGCACGGGUGCCAAAGAAGGAAAUGGAGGAAAACGACUCAUCUCGGCCAAGCAUGGACGUUUGCGUCUAGCGCCGUCGGGAACCGAUGUCAGUAGGGAUGACUUAUUGCACCUUGAUGCACCCUUUUAUAUUCCAAACACAACACGCAUGCCCGUUGUCAGCAAUCGACCGCUCAAUCCAAAUGCCGGAGAAAAUGGAUUGUAUGAGAUGAGAGUGUCGCUGGAGAGAGACUGGGGUAACACGUUCCAGUACGAAACGGGAGACCAUCUCAUGGUGUACCCUCAGAACAGCCAAGCCAUGAUUGAAGGCGUCCUGGAACGGUUGGAUGUGGAUCCACAUGUCGUGAUCCAAGCUCCCGAAAACGAGGACCCCAAAAAGCCAUAUCCCCAUCCUACCGGCAUCACCUUGACAGAAACACUGCGUCAUUGUGUCGACCUUUGUGCCCUGCCAUCGCCCAAUGUAGCACGGCUCCUGUUGGGACGGUCACAGAUUGAUUACAAACACGAGAUUGCAAUGCCGCGAAGGAACAUACUCGACUUGAUGGCAGACGAAUCGGCACCUCGCAAGUUUGCUCUGGAGGAAAUCUUGUACAAUAUGGUGCCCAUGAAGCCGCGCUACUACUCGAUUGCGUCCUCAUCAUUGGUGCAUCCAGAACAAGUAUAUCUGGUCUACCGACCGGUACAGUUCACAAACAACCGGGGACAACUACGAAUGGGCGUUUGCACCUCGUUUUUGAAAAAUAUGAUGGGGAAGCACGAUGCCAUUCUCGAUGAUGAAUAUAAUCUCGGUGGUGCCGUGACACCGCCUUCGUCGCAUUUGGUGGCUGCUGUCAAUUCCAAUCCAUCCUUUCGAUUGCCUUCGGAGCGACAGACACCGGUUCUCUUUGUUGCUGGAGGAUGCGGCGUGGCUCCCAUUCGAGCCUUUCUAGAAGAGAGAAUCCAUCUCGCUAGUGAAAAUAAUCACAGACCCUUCGGAGAGGGAUACCUGUUCCUGGGCUUUCGGUCUCCCGGAGACGCCCCAUACAAGUCCAUGGUUCAGCUGGCCUUUCAAAUUGGUGCCAUUUCCAAUGUUCACAUUACAUACAACAGUGGUUGCGGAGAAGGCUUGAAUGCUCAGUUGUUGGGAAACAGCGACGUUCGAGCUCACACCAGCUGUGGACUGGUUUCUGACGCGAUUGGUGAACACAGUGAACAGUUGUAUUCCUUCUUUGAGAGGGGAGGGCAUACCUUUAUUUGUGGCGGGGCACGACUUUUUGGAGUGGCCAUUGAGAAUCAGGUGCAUCAGCUUUUACAGAAUCAUGGUGAUCUGAGCGAAAGCGCCGCAACCGAGUAUCUGCAAGGAAUGCUGGCCGAUGGGAGAUUCAACGAGGACUUGUCAGAUUGAGACAAGAUUCGAGAUGCUUGCCAGCUGCAUGACUGGCUUCUGCAUCAAACUGCAUGACGGUGUAGUGUAAUGCUAACCCUGGGCUGAAGUUACCCUGGAGACUUUAUGUACCGUACUGUUGACUAAACGAGCUAUGCGUAAGCUGAUUUCCAUUGACACUGUCAAGGAUUACAGUUCCAUAGCGAAAACAAUUACUCGU